AGUUCUCAGCUAAAAAAACCAUUAUUCAUUAUUUUUCAUUUCAGUUUUAUUCUUGCAUUCGCACGUAGAAGAUAUUGUGAAAAGUUAACCUGACAUCAAAAUAGUUUAUUUGUAAAUACUACUGAGAAUAAUUAUGAUAUAGUAGAACUUUAUAUUCGGCUUAAUAUUCUGUAUUUAUUAUAAAUAUAGAAUGUGGUGUUUCUUGUUUUUCUUCCAAUUUUUUCAUGUGAGUGUGACUUCAGUGUAAUGCUGGAGGUGGAUGGAAAAUGUCAGAGCCAAUAUAUAUGAAUUCCAUGGGAAUAUCUCACUUUUCCUAUUGCAAAUGUGGAUAAGUGGCCAAAUUGUGGCGAUUUAGUGUGAAUAUAAGUAGUCUCGAUGGUAAUAUUGUGUGAAAAAGUUGCCUGUGCAUUUCUCUCACAUAUUUUCUGAGAUUCCUCACGCACUCUACACAACACAUUCACCCCAGAUGCUGUGACCCCCAGUGAGAAUCUGAGCAUCCUAAAGAAAGGAUCUAUACUAACCAUCCAGUGAUCAUGAGUCGAAAUGACUGCAGGAAAUUCUCUGCCAACAUCUUCAACGUGAGCAAGUGCAGUCACUGUUUUCGCCAACGGGAGGAGCACAGUCUAAAAGCUUUGGAAUCUAAUCGUUCCACGAGGAAAGUCACGAAAUGCGGCUAUUUGUUUGUUGCACCUGAUUGGGAUUUUAUCACAAACCCUCUUUAUAGAACGAAGAGGUGGCAGCGCAGAUGGUUUGUGUUGUACGACGAUGGAGAUUUAACAUAUUCCGUCGAUGAACAUCCAGAAACGAUUCCCCAAGCAUGUAUUGAUAUGUCAUCUGUCGUAGAGGUGACGUGGGCAGAAGAGAUCACAGGACAUCUUUAUUCAUUAGCAAUUCGAUGUCCUGAUAAAGUGACUUUCGUGAAAGGAACAUGUUCCGAGGAGUCAAAUUGGUGGUUCAAUGUUUUGGCGGCAUUUCCCAAAAUAAAAGUGCGUACCAAAAGAACCAACAAAUUACCUAGCGGUGGAAUGUAUGGCAAUCAAGAUAAGGCUCGAUUUUCACUGCCGGAUGUGGAGAAUCAGAGGGAGGAAAAAGUGCCUAAUUUGGGAAAUAAUAGUCUCGAAGAAUAUUUUUGUAAAUCAUCCAGUCGUCCAAUAUCUCUUCCAAUCUCGUCAAAUGCCCCAGCAAUUGUGUCUGCCAUUGUAAAAGGAAGUGGUCAGGGUGUUAAUCUAAUUAAUAAUAAAUCAAGCCCUCUGAGUUUACGACAAACAUCAAAUCAUGAACGUGGUGAUCCUGAUGGAUGCAAUUUGGACUCAGAGUCCACAGCGAAUUUUAUGUCAGAAAGUCUUAUACAUGAAAAGAAAGGAUGGCUCAUGAAAUUGGAUAAUAAGAGUCGUGAAUGGAGCAAACAUUGGUUUACAUUGCGUGGAGCAGCCUUAUUUUUCUAUCGUGAUCCCAGUGCCGAAACCAAAGGUGUACUCGAUGGGGUCAUUGAUGUGAAUAGUCUCAUAGAAGUUGUACCUGUGUCCGUAUCUAGAAACUAUGCUUUUCAGCUUACUACAUGGGAAAAAAAUCAAAUUACCCUUUCGGCCAUAGCUGAUAGUGUGAGAUGUGACUGGAUUAAGCUGUUACGUGUGGUGGCAGGUAUCACAAGCAAAACGACUGAGAAGCCCUCAAGCAGAAAUCCUUAUGAACUGAUAGAAAAUACGAGUCUAGAGAAGGAUAUUCUUUUAAGUAAUAAGAGUGAUGAUCUCAAGAGUGAGAUUGAAAAAGAUCUUAUGAAAACUCAACAGAGGUAUAAGAAUAAAAAUAGGAUUUAUGCCCUCAAUAAGACCAUAAUUCAAACUCAUAAGGGACCAGGAGGUUCGGUAAAGUCUACUGGCACUUCACCCAAAAUUAAUUAUUCUUCAGAUGAAGAAUACGGUACAGCAUCUGAGGGUCGUCAUCCGGAUAGUUUUGGCUUUGUGUCACCUAUGUCACCAUCAUCACCAGUGAUUGAAACCAAAGAGCGCACGAGCUCACGAUCAAGCUCACGGGCGGGAAGAUUUAAUAAAAGAAGCCUUUCGUCUCCCCCUAGUUCAAGACGUAGCACAAUGGAUAGUAUUAGGUUUGAUGAUGCUAUUAUCAGUAGUUCUGUUGACGAUGACAUGGAGAUUAGCAGUAUUUUGAGAAGUCGUCUUGCGACAGUCGAAAAAGAUCUUUGGAUAAUGCGUGAGGAGGCAGAAGAACGUGAGACCCGCAUGACUGAGUUGCUAAGAACAUUGGAUAAGACAGAGUCUGAACUCUCAACUCGAAUAAAGGAAGCUGAAGAUGCGCGAGAUUGUCUGGCCAUCGAAUUACAGGAGAAGACAAAACAGGCUGAUGCUCUAUAUGAACAACAAAAAAGUGAAAUCGAAAAUUACAAGCAAAUGAUAAAUUCCCUCGAGGACCGAUUAAAUCGUGGUAUCGAUGAGAAUGAUAUUUUAUAUAAGAAACUCCAAGAUAUUGAGAAUUCAGGACCAUCGAGUCUGUGCAGUCUCAGUAGAUAUAAAAUGAAACGCGUGGAUUCUCUCAGCGAUCUUACGAAUCUGAAUGACAUUGAUCCUUAUACUGUGGAAAGAGAUACUCUUGCAGAUGAAUACAGGGAAUUGAAGCAGCGCUUUGAAAAAGCCGUAAAUGAGAUCCGUCUUAUGAAAAGGGAGCUCAAAGAGUCUCAAAAUCAGUAUGAUAAUUUAGAAAUUAGUCAUGUCACACUGCAGAAUGACAUAGAUAAAAUUAAGAAGGACAAACACUCCCAACUAAAUAUGAUGGCAGCUCGAAUUCAGGAUCUCACAUUUAAGUAUCUUUCAGCAGAUCGUCAAAAUCGUGUACUAAAGCAAAAGAUUGCCAAGACAGAAAAACGAAGGUCACUGUCACUGAAGGGCAAAGAUGCCUUUUCUAUUCCCAAAGAGUUUGAGGAAAAAAUUACUGAGCUCGAAAUGAAGAUUGAUAAAAUCGAAGCGGGUGAUUUAGGUGUACAGGAACAUAAGGCACGUAGUAUUACGAAAAUACGAAGAAAGAGUCUCGAUGAUGAUGUUAAUUCUGUGAAGCCUGUUGAGCAAAUCCUGAGACUAAAUUCACUCGAAAGACGUGUAAAUAAUCUUAAAGGUAAGGCUCGAGAUUCAUCAACGGCAAAAAUCAAUAGAAAGGUAUCUGACCAUUCUAUUGAACGUCUCAAGAAUCUUGAGGAAGUCGUUGUUCUUGCUCUCCGUCAUGUUGAGCACAGCCUUAAAUUGAUUCAGGAGCGCCAAGAAAUACCCACAUUGGAUAAUGAUGUAGAAAAAAAUCUCCAAGUUGCCCUUGAGGUAUUAAAGAAUGCAUGCGAAAGCUGCGUAAGCGAAUCAACAAUAUCAUGUGAGGGUGAAAAAGUGAAGGAAAUUGUGGAAGGAAUGGAAGUGGAAUUGCGUGAAAAACUCUCUCAACUUCUCAAUCAGCGACACCAACUCAGGGCAAAGAGUCAACUGACGCAUGAACAGAACAUGAAACUCCUAGCGGAACGCAUUGGAUUUGAGAGUGUGCUAUUUUCCAGGUUGCACAAAGCCAUCAGUGGAGCAGAAACUCCCUCCACUCGUGAUGAUCACCUCAUCUACGCAGAAGUUAUGGAGACCAUUAGACUCAUGACAGCACUUCGGAAAAAAUUGGAUGGAGAGGAUACGGUUGUAUCUUUGGGCAAUAGCUGUGUAGAUGUCCUUACUAAAGUCCUCUGUAGACGGCUCCUACUUACAGCAAAUCGGUGCCGAGAUUAUGGAGAUUGUGCUAUAAGUAUAACUCUCCCUUCUACAGUAAUCGACAAUCUCAAGCGUCAACGAGAUGAUCUUCAAGUUGUUCUGGCUGAUUUCAAAGCACAGGCUAUGGAGAAAUUAGCUAUGGGAUUGGCAGUAGAAACCCUUGAUAGUAUUUCCAAUAAUAAAGCAAUCAAUGAUGCAAGCCAACAAGCUUGGCAACAUGCUCAAAUGGUUGUUAACAAUGAACUAAUCCGAUCAGAGAUUUCCCAAGUAUUUAGGAAUUGUGUCAAUCAAUACCAGAAUAUGACGAAGCCCGACAAGGCAGUAUCCAUCUCCUUUUCCCAAAUGAAAUGCUUUGAACAUUUCUCAGAUACAGUUGGAAUUUUUCUAAGGGAAGAAGUAGAUUCCACUUUAGUAGAGCUAAUGUCAAAGCAUCAAGAAGUUCUCGAAAAGAUACAAAAGGGUGAACUCAAGAAAAAGUCUCAAUCUUUAGAUGGACGGAGAUUGUUAAUUCAAUUAGCCGAUAUUUGCGCACAUCGUGCUAUAAUUGAUGCUCGAAUAAGUGUUCUUAGUGGGCAAUACACUGUUCCUUCGAUGGAUGAUAUGAUCCCAACAAGAGACACUAAUACGCCUUUCAAAGUUCCCGAUAUCGCCAAGUAUGAGGACAUAUUUUACCAAAUGGCUGAUGAUCUAAAUUUCAGCACUACGAGUCUCAUUGUAGAGGCUGACUGGAACUUUUUUGGUAGGCAUGUAGAAAAAAUUGAGGAAAAUUUUGUCUCAAAACAUGCGUCAACAAUGACAGAGACGGAUGUAAAAAGUGUUUCAACAGAGUCCGAACUCCAACAAGGAUGUGAUGAGUGUGAAGAGAAUCGGGAGAAGUUAAGCAAUUUAGGUAAACAACAUGAAGAUAGUAUAAAUGAUAUAUGCCAAAGCUAUAGCUACACAGUUGAAGUGUUGAAGCAGAAGCUGGAAGAUGAACAGCAUAUAAAUGAGAAUUACAGAAGUGAAAAUAUGAAAAUUAUUCAGCAACUCAAAGAGCUCACAAUUAAGCGGGAAACAAGGAAAACUGAACUCAUGGAAAUGACGGAAAAACUCAAUGAUAUCAGUUAUUCUUACAAAACUACAAAGUCUCAAUUUUCAAGCGAUGAAGUUGAUAGCAAGAGUCCCCAAGAGGAGUAUGAGUGUGAAAAAAGUCACCUUUUCCAACUAGAGAAGCAUCUUAAAGUUGUCAAUGAAGGUGACGAGAGAGCUAUUACGCCAGAAAAACAGAAAGAGGAUAGUUUGAGAAAACGCUAUCAAUCAGAAAUUGAGCAACUUAGAGCUUUAUGCGAGAAAGGCCUUGUGGCAAUGGAGUCUUCCCAUAGGCGAAUAAUCAAUGAAUUGGAGAAAAAACAUCAACAGGAACUGCAAGCAGUGCUUUGCGAGAAGGAACAAGCUCUAGCUGAAGAGACACAAGCGACAUUAGCAGCUCUGGAUGCAAUGCGUAAAGCACAUCAAAGUGAAGUACAGCGGGAAAUUGCUCGUUUUAAGCAGGACUUUAUGAAGCAAUUCCAAAAAGGUGGUUAUAAUUCAAUGGCAAUGGAACAUAAAGAGAAAGAGCAAGAAUUGGAAGAGGUACGACAAGAAAUUCUAUCACUAUCAGAAAAAUUCUCAAUGAAGUGUGUGGAAACAGCAUCACUCGAAGAAAGAAUUCAACAUUUAACACGACAGUUGUUAGCCUCCCAACAGCAAGUUCAACAACUUAAAUCGAGGGAUUACCAAAUGGAAUCUCACUUGCUUUCAAUGAAAGAUGAAAGGAAACUUGAGGAUUCCAAAAAUCAUGAAGGUGAAAGUGCAGUACCGAAUUAUGGUAAACAGACAGGUGUUAAUGAGAACACAGUAAUGCAAAAAGCAAAAGAAACACAUCCCAGAUUGAAGUUGAAUGAAGGCAUAAGACUAUCUCCAGUGAUUGGUCACGGAUCAUCAGUGACAUUAAUACCGUUAGAGAGGAUGAAGACUAAGGUGAUAUCAACAAAUAAUCUUAGUCUACGAUUGAGCAGAAAUCUUAGAGAUUUAUCAUCUAAAUACAAAGGUGAGAGUGAUGAUGAUCAAAAGGCGACCGGAGCAACAAACAAAACAGCAAAUCCUAUUAGUUCGCCUCCUCCCUUAAAUGAGAGGGACGCUGAACAUGUUCUGAGGAGAUUUGAAUUAGAAAUAUAGCAUUAUAUAAUUGUAAUUGAUGGAAAUUUCUUCCCUUACAAAUUGAAUUCACAAAACUUUAACUCGAACUUAUCCUUCCCGCUAAAAAUCAAGGUGCUAUGAGUGAUUUUCUUUUCUGAGACAAUACAAUUGUGGCCAAAUUACCUGUUAUUUUAUAUCAUCAUUAUUAAAAUAAAGCAAAUACAUAAUUGAAAUCAGCUAAAAAAUAAGUCAAUUGGCAUUGUACAUUUAUCAUUUUACAUAGUAAAAAAAAACAAGCACAUUGUAUUUAUUUUACAUUUUGCAAAUGAAACUAGCCUUAACCAUACAGUAUAUUUAAAAUGUACACUUCUUACAUAAGCCUAAACCCCAGUGUUAUUGUUAAGGGAUGGUUUUUAUUUCACAUUAUAAAAGAUACAUAACUAUUUGUAUGAAAAUCAUUUACUUUAAGGUGUUCCUUUCUUUUUUUUGUAAUAAAAGCGUUUUUUCUUGUGUUAAAAA
Molecule: messenger RNA, 6419 nt
Organism: Phlebotomus papatasi
Lineage: Eukaryota; Metazoa; Arthropoda; Insecta; Diptera; Psychodidae
Gene: osp
Product: protein outspread
Exons: 13
Coding region: 534-5939 (1801 amino acids)
Biological process (GO): actin filament organization
Cellular component (GO): actin cytoskeleton
Molecular function (GO): actin filament binding
Source: RefSeq, a predicted model, not a curated record